Messenger RNA from Mycena indigotica, 1308 nucleotides. RefSeq names its product Fatty acid synthase subunit alpha. Bases 1 to 1308 code for a protein of 435 amino acids. The record is from RefSeq and is a predicted model, not a curated record. NCBI's taxonomy places the organism in Eukaryota, Fungi, Basidiomycota, Agaricomycetes, Agaricales, Mycenaceae. Gene Ontology annotation, cellular component: fatty acid synthase complex. Gene Ontology annotation, biological process: long-chain fatty acid biosynthetic process. The transcript has 7 exons.
AUGCAUCGAACAUCUUUCGCGGAGUCGGGUGGAUGUCUCAUUGCGCAAUUUAAUUGGCUUCAUCAGGUUGAAGAGCGUUUUGUGGUGCCAACGGUGGUGGACAGAAGCAUUCUCUUCUUCAAUCGGAAGACCCUCUUCCCUUCAUCGUCCUUCUUGAAGAAAUCUCCCAUUGCCACCAAGCGGCUCCUUGCCUCAGAAGACACCGCUUACUUUCUUGCCAUCUCGCAACGUCUGGGUCAAAAGCCUGCCCCCUUUUCCUGUUCUCGAUGCCAUUUUCGAAGUCUGGUUCAAGAAGGAUCGAGGUCGUCUCCAAGACCAGCAUGGCACAAUAUCCAUGCUGAACUCAUUCAACGUCUUCUUACCUUCAAGUACAACGGCGACGAAAAAGUCGCCACUAUCGACUACCUCGCUGCCCAUCCCAUUCCUCCUCCCGUUGUCACUUGCAUUAAACGCACCCAAGAGAAGAACGAGGUCACUUUCGAGUUCGUCGACCGCUUGCCUGUUACCUCGUUCUACUGGAAGUUGUGGUAUGGAGACGAUGCUGUCCUUCCUCAAAUCGACAUCCACGAGACUUCCCAUGGACCCGAGGUCACCAUCAAGAGUGCUGCUGUUGAGCAGUUCUGUGCCAUUGUGGGCGACCAGUGCGAGUCUUUCUCAACCAUUCGCAACGAGGAGGUUACCGCGCCAAUGGAUUUCGCGAUUGUGACUGGAUGGCAGGUUUGCUAUCAUGAAGUCAAUUUCCCCGCCUUCAUCGACGGCGACUUGCUCCGUCUGGUCCAUUUGUCUAACGGCUUCCGCAUGCUCGACGGCGAGAAACCCUUCGCAUUAGAGAUGUUGAUGAACCGUGCCGAUGCUGAAGUUUUGGCCUAUAUGCAGUACAACAUCGGCCAAAUGGACCCAACAAAGGGCGAGACGUACGCAUUGGCCAAGAAACCCGGUCAGCAACUGAUUGACAAUGUCCGGGAGGUCAUCGGAGAAGACCCGUUUUACAUGUACGAUUGCCUUGACCAAGCGCCACUGCUCGAGCCCCGUCGACUUGCCGUGUAUCUAUCCAAGCAGAAAGACUCGCGAUGGGACCCGUUUAUCGCUCUGUCCAAGAACGGCAGACUCUUCAAGAAUGCAAUGACCACAGCAGCGGUCUUUGGAUCGACCAAGAUUGCCGAGCAACCAAUGUCGACAUUGCAAUGCUUCACGCAGCCUGAAAAAGAAGUGAACGGUCGAAGAAGGAAGUGCAGAAGGAGCAAGAGGAUUAUGACCACAAAGCGGCUAAUUGGUGGGCUUGUUACUCUUCCCAGACGAAUGGGAUAA